Ctenopharyngodon idella (grass carp) is the source of this 1482-nucleotide messenger RNA. It is a transcript of the gene stx8, whose product is annotated as syntaxin 8. The coding region runs from base 135 to 842 and encodes 235 amino acids. Gene Ontology annotation, cellular component: SNARE complex; endomembrane system. The transcript is spliced from 8 exons. The record is from RefSeq and is a predicted model, not a curated record. Gene Ontology annotation, biological process: vesicle fusion; intracellular protein transport. Gene Ontology annotation, molecular function: SNAP receptor activity; SNARE binding. Lineage: Eukaryota; Metazoa; Chordata; Actinopteri; Cypriniformes; Xenocyprididae.
UGAAGUCUGUCUGUUGGAGGCCACCGUCUGACGUCAUGCCAAAACAGGAACUAACACAGCGCAGUUUGUUGAUGUGAUUUUGCAGUGAGUUUCUAUAUAAACGCUUGUUAUAACUGAAACAAAAGUGCCGCAAUAUGUCACAGGAUUUCUGGUUGCAGAAUUAUGAUGCAGCUUGUCGGCUGGCUCAAGAAAUUGCGGAAAACAUCCAUGAAAGAAACAGACAGCAGAGAACUGGAGGAAAUCCAGCCAAGCUGAACAUGACCCUGAGAGCAUCAUUACAGAAGCUCAAACAGAAUAUAGCACAGCUCAGGGAGACGCUGAAUCGAGCUGCUGCUCAAAGGCAGAUAAUGCAAGCUGAAGCAGACAGAAGACAAAACCUUGUUGAUGAUCUUGCUACAAGAGAAACAAGACUGAACGCCUCUUUCAAAGGAGACAUCACAGAAGCCGAGCCAUCAAGGUCAAGUCUGAUGACAGGUGGAUAUGGGUCGGGACCUGCAGUGAACCCGUGGCUGGUUAAUGAGCCUGAGGAGACCAGAGGACUUGGCUUUGGAGAAAUCAAACAGCAACAGCAGCAGAUUAUCGAAGCUCAGGAUGCUGGCCUGGAUGCUCUGGCUGCAGUCAUAAGUAGACAAAAACAGAUGGGUCAGGACAUCGGCAAUGAGCUAGAUGAACAGAAUGAGAUCAUUGAUGACAUUACUCAGCUUGUGGACAAGACGGACAGCCGCAUCAAAAACGAGACGCGCAGAGUCAGGCUGUUGGACAAGAAGUCCACUUCCUGUGGGAUGUGGGUGGUGAUUGUUCUUCUCCUCAUCGCCAUCAUUGUCGUGGCGACUUGGCAAUGAAGAGGAUGUUUCUGAAGAGAAGACAGCACAGAUACGGACCACAGAGACUAUUAAAAAGAAGUGUGUUCGGGGGUUAACGAGGGAUACACGCAGCUUCCAAGCAGGCUGUAUAGGUAUACACAUCCCUCCAGACCCUUCUCCUAUCCCCUUUUCUGCAUUUAUGAAAGUAAUGGAACCCAUGACUGGGUUAAAGCCAAGGAAUGGACCACUAUGAAGAACUGAAAUUCUUAGUUCCUCAGAUAAUGAUCAAAGUAGGAUUCGGAAUGGAAAGAAAAAUAGAAAAGAGCUUUGAAAGGUUUUGAAUAUUAUUAUGAAUAUAACCAUGAGCUUGAGAUGCUCCAAGGGGGGAAAACCCAUUUAAAUUCUUUGUUUGGCAGUAAAGAAAAUGAUCCGUAUCCAUCAUGUAAACAAGGUCUGUGAGUCACAAUGCAAUACAGAAUAUUGAGCGCCGCUCUUGGGUUAAAAUAUACAAGCUCUGAACCUAUCUUUCAUUAUCUAUUCAAAUGCAUUACAGUUCAGAUUCUAUUUUUUAAGUAAAAAAAAUGUGAUUUUCUUAACACUUUUCUGUAUUUUUUUUUUUCCCUGAGAAUGUGACUUAGACAUUCUUACGUUAAAAAUUCUAAUAAAUAUAGUUAACACA